Mesitornis unicolor (brown roatelo) is the source of this 888-nucleotide messenger RNA. RefSeq names its product aldehyde dehydrogenase family 3 member B1-like. The transcript has 5 exons. Gene Ontology annotation, biological process: aldehyde metabolic process. Gene Ontology annotation, molecular function: aldehyde dehydrogenase (NAD+) activity. Gene Ontology annotation, cellular component: cytoplasm. The record is from RefSeq and is a predicted model, not a curated record. Lineage: Eukaryota; Metazoa; Chordata; Aves; Mesitornithiformes; Mesitornithidae. Bases 67 to 888 code for a protein of 273 amino acids.
GCACUGCUGGAGAACAAGUUUGACUACAUCUUCUUCACCGGCAGCCCCUCUGUGGGGAGGAUCAUAAUGACAGCUGCUGCCAAGCACCUGACGCCGGUGACCCUGGAGCUGGGAGGCAAGAACCCCUGCUACGUGUCCGACACCUGCGACGUGCACAACGUGGCCCGACGGGUGGUCUGGGGCCGCUUCUACAACGCGGGGCAGACCUGCAUCGCACCUGACUACAUCCUGUGCAGCGUGGAGAUGCAGGACAAGCUGAUGCCUGCCUUGCGUGAGGCCAUCACUGAGUUUUAUGGCUCCAACCCUCGGGAGUCCCCCGACUUUGGCCGCAUCGUGGGGGACAAGCAAUUUCGCCGCAUCCAGGCGCUGCUGCGCAGCGGGCGUGUGGCCAUCGGAGGACAGACGGAUGAGAAGGAGCGCUAUAUCGCUCCCACUGUGCUGGCGGACGUGCAGCCCUCUGAUCCUGCCAUGCAGGAGGAGAUCUUUGGGCCCAUCUUACCCAUCGUUGUUGUGGCCAACAUGGACGAAGCCAUUGACUUUAUCAAUGCACGGCCACGGCCGUUGGCCGUCUACGCCUUCUCCUGUGACAGCAAGGUGGUGAACCAGGUGCUGGAGCGGACAAGCAGUGGAGGUUUCUGUGGCAACGACACCCUGAUGCAUGUGUCAUUGACCUCGCUGCCCUUCGGUGGGAUUGGAAACAGCGGCCUUGGGAAAUACCACGGCAAGUUCACCUUCGACACCUUCACCCACCACCGCAGCUGCCUGCACCGCAACAUGGGCCUGGAGGCCCUCAACACCGUGCGCUACCCACCCUACACACAGCAGAAGCUGGGGCUGCUGACGACCACCUUUGAGAUCAAGCGCAGGGGCAUGUGCACCCUGCUCUGA